UGAAAGCAGUCACUGGCAGGGUUCAAAGGUUGCAGGCAGCCACAACCAGCACGGCCAGAUACUCAGAGGGACUGGAUUCUGGGCUCCAGCAAUGGGUUUCUCAGGUCCCUGGACUACAGCCGUUCACGUGCUGUUGCUAGUGCUGGCCCUCCAGUCUGCUGAAGGUAACAGCAGAGAACCUUUGAUCAUCCUGGAGAAUUAUGAGGACAAUGGAAUCAAAGUUGUAUGCUCUUCUGAGCAGAGUGUUUCCAAUGUGCAAGUGUUGUGGACAGAUGGUAAAGGACACAAUCUCACUGGAAACUCACAUAGCUCAGAUGCUGACACAGAUUUGAAUGAUGCCAGAAGUUCUAUCAUUCUGAAAUCAGGAUCGGACAACUCCAUCUCCUGCAACGUAAUUGAUAAUGUGAGAAAGAACUCAGCCACAUCUACAGUUGUAAUUGCAGAUGUUUUCUUUCCUGCCACCUCCCCAUGGAUGGCUGCCUUCAUCGUGAUACUGCUGAUUAGCAUAGCCCUGGUUACCGCGGCCAUUUACAAGCUGAAAAAAAAUAAUGAGACAACUGCUCUUGCUGUAAAUGACAAGAAAUGCAUCGAAGACGAAAUAUUGAGGCUCAAAAAAGAAGAGGAGGAUCAGAAGAAAAAAGCUCAAAGUGAAAUUCAGGAAAUAGAAGAAAAGUAUAAAAAAGCCAUGGCUGAGCUGGACUUCAGGAGGGCUCGUAGCAAUGCAGUUAACAUCACUCUGGAUUCUGACUGUAAACACUCCAAUCUCUCACUCCUGGAUAAAAAUAGAGUUGUUUCCAAAACAGAGAGCAAAGUCAGCAGAGAAGUCAUAGUGAUCGCAAAUGAAGGAUUUUCAGAAAGGAAACAAUACUGGGAGGUGGAGGUGGGGGACAGACCGUACUGGGAGCUGGGGGUGCUGACUCAGGAUAUGAGGGACAAAAUGAAAAAAGAGAAGUUUGAGAAGCUUCCUGAGGGGAGAUAUUGGAGUUUGCAGUUUUCAGGGGGUCAAUACAAUUGUCAUGGGAAAAGUGACAAAAUCGCCUCUGAUGAUGAUAAAUGCCCAGUGGUUGGGAUUUUUCUGGAUUGGGAAGAUGAAAUGAUUACAUUCUAUAAUGUUGAGCUGUCGUGCCCUAUUGAGUUCAUUCAUCUAGAGUUUCAGGGAAAGCUGUACCCGUUCUUCAAUCCUGGCGGUGAUAAGCAAUACCUGGGUGUCCGUCCUGUCAAUGUUUCCAGCCCCUUAACUUCCCUUUGAAAUCAAGAACUGAAUCAAAAGUUGAUACUUUUAAGCUUACUGCAUCUGAGGAGAGAGGAGAUGGUGAACAUCUGAACAAAAACAAGGAAAGGAGAGGUUUUAAUUCAUCAUUAUAGAAUUGGAGAGAAAGAGAUGAGAGAAAGGUGGAAUUGUACAGUUUUGACAUAUUUGAAGAUGGCCUUGAGGUCCUGACCUAGACAAAGUGAAGUGAACUGAAUAAAAAUUAGGGUUGUUCCAAUGGAUCAACACUUUUUACAGAAUGUAUGUACUUGCAAGCAAAUAAUAAAGUAGAGUUGUGUCUUUGUC
Molecule: messenger RNA, 1555 nt
Organism: Pelodiscus sinensis (Chinese soft-shelled turtle)
Lineage: Eukaryota; Metazoa; Chordata; Testudines; Trionychidae
Product: butyrophilin subfamily 3 member A3-like
Molecular function (GO): protein binding
Source: RefSeq, a predicted model, not a curated record